This is a messenger RNA of Marchantia polymorpha subsp. ruderalis, 2115 nucleotides long. NCBI's taxonomy places the organism in Eukaryota, Viridiplantae, Streptophyta, Marchantiopsida, Marchantiales, Marchantiaceae. The record is from the annotation of a GenBank genome assembly.
AUGGUGUUACCUCGACGGCAAUCGUCACAGUCAGAUAGGAAACCGCCAGACAUCCCGAGAGUAGGGGAGGAUGGAGAAAAACUUCAACAGCAACACCCAGCCCCGCCCUCCAAACCGAAAACAUCCCUGACUCAGGGAGUAUCCACAACUAAUCCGAGCACCUCUGAACGCCCCCCUGCACACACUAGAAACGAAGUUAUUGAGUCGGAGGAAGGGAGCAGCAAUGACGACGUCAGCGAAACUAGUGCAGAUUCAGACUUCGUCGAACAAGAGGACACAGGGGUACAAGCUGCACAGGACCUGGACGAAACUAUGUUACUUCUCAGUCAAAUCAACAUCAGAAUCCCAACACAAGAGGUGGAGAAAAGGCGAGAGGAAAAACAAAACCUUACAGCGAUACUCUACUUCCUUGACAGAGGGCUAGGCAUCGAGCAGGUGACAGACUGGGUAGAAAGCGAACUAGUUCGCAACAAGGGCCUGAACGUCUCCGAAACGCUAUGCAUGGGUAACCGCAAUUUCCACAUUCGAUUUACAAAUCAAGGAGAUAGAGAUCAAGCUCUGUCGAGAACGAGACUCACUCACCUACGUCGGGAAUUUAUCAUCUUGAAGUGGACCCCGGAAGCUGAAGAUCACCAGUAUAUUCCAAACCAAUAUCCUGUCUGGGUUAGGUUCCCCGAACUGACGACCCUCCAGUCCCAAUGGUUACCGGAACUCGCCAGCUUCCUAGGACCUGUUCUACUCCCACCAGGGCGCAUGCCAAAAACAACGCAACGUAUGUGCAGGGUCUACGUGAAGUGGACACAUGGCAAGACGACUCCAACCAGUAUUGUAGCUGAGUUAGUGAAGGAAGUGGCACGAAUUCCAGUGGAUGUCACACAUCUUCCAAGCUCAUGUUUCAAAUGUCGAAAGCAUGGACACGUUGCCAAAACCUGCCCAGGAGAUCCGCUGUUUCCGCAAACAAAAGGAGGAACAAACGCAGGAGAAAGACGCGAGCAGCGGCCUCCAAGAAACGCAGCUGCACAACAGGUGAACAAGGCAGGAACGAGACCACCAGAGGCGUCAAAAUUGCAAGAACCAGCCACGGUUCAAACAGCAAACAUGCCUCCUCGAGCUCAACCAGGAAUUUAUCAACCUCCUGCAAUGAGGAAACAGGAGGCUUUGCGAAUUGCAAACCUAUCUCAACUUCAAGAUACUUCUACCGAACUUCCCCAACCAGAACGACGACCAUCAAGUGGAGGGUCCAAGAAAAUUUCCCGACUCGAAAUCGUUCCUACGGUCUUGCAAGUUUCACCUGCUGCAGUGAUGAGGGAACAGUUAACGAUGCCCGCUGAUGGCAACAUUUCUGCUCAAAGAUCCCAAGGCAUGGACCAAACAGAGGUGUUACGUAGCCCCAACCUCCUUCUAAGGUGGAAGGAUGCACCAAAGGAAGCCCUCACCUUCCAGAGUCACAAAUCUGUUGGGAAUGCAGAAGAAGGCACAGCAACGUCACUGACACCGGCGCCUAGGAGGUGGAAGCAAGCGUCCAGACGGAAAAAAUCUGUCACGACCGAGGCUACUACCGAAGCUAUAGGAGCAAAACGCAAACUAACCCCUGAAUUUGAAUACCGGAAUAAGAUUCAAAGAGGACUUGGCAGCCCGGCUGAGGUAAUUGUGUCGUCACCUCCUGAGUAUUCUCUCGUCCCCAAGCAACUAUUGCCCAUCCUAUCAUCUCCUGAAAUCGAGUCCAACACGGGUACGACUCUGGAGAUAGAGAAGGGCUGCAGCGAAGGCAAAUCGGAACAACAAGGGAGGAUGACCUCCCAGGACCUGAACGCCCUGACUGGUGCAGAAGACGAGAACGCAACCGACCAGAAAGCGGGUCCCAGACCUAAGAAACAGAGCGCCAAAGAGUUCCUCGCAGCACUGGCGCCAAAAACCCGAGGCAUGAAAACUGUCUCGACAAAAAAAAGGGAGACGAGGGCAAGAAAGGGAGCAGAAGAGGGGUUGGCUGAAAUACUCCCCCAAGUUGCGCCUCGACCCUGUAACUCGGCGGGGAGUCCAGCGCUCGCUGAACCGACUACAAUUGAUGACAAUUCUACCACCAUGCGCGGCCGGGCGGCCUUUAGUGAGCAAUGA